Messenger RNA from Phodopus roborovskii (desert hamster), 1347 nucleotides. RefSeq names its product opsin 3 (gene Opn3). Gene Ontology annotation, molecular function: G protein-coupled receptor activity. The record is from RefSeq and is a predicted model, not a curated record. Lineage: Eukaryota; Metazoa; Chordata; Mammalia; Rodentia; Cricetidae. The transcript has 4 exons. The coding region runs from base 125 to 1327 and encodes 400 amino acids. Gene Ontology annotation, cellular component: membrane; photoreceptor outer segment. Gene Ontology annotation, biological process: G protein-coupled receptor signaling pathway.
CCGGCGCGGCGCCGUGGCACAAUGGCCUUAGCGGCCGGCUGAGCGCGAGCUCCACCCCGUUUGCCGCGCCGCGGGCCGCCCAACUCAUCGAGCCCUCGCCCGCACCGCGCGCCGGCGUCGGGCCAUGUACUCGGGGAACCGCAGCGGCGACCAGGGCUACUGGGAGGACGGGGCGGGCGCCGAGGGCGCAGCGCCGGCGGGCACGCGGAGCCCCGCGCCGCUCUUCAGCCCCACGGCGUACGAGCGCCUGGCACUAGUGCUUGGCGGCCUCGCGCUGCUGGGCGUCGGCGGCAACCUGCUAGUGCUGCUGCUCUACACCAAGUUCCCGCGGCUGCGCACGCCCACCCACCUCUUCCUGGUCAACCUCAGCCUGGGCGACCUGCUGGUGUCCCUGUUUGGAGUCACCUUCACCUUCGCGUCGUGCCUGCGGAACGGCUGGGUGUGGGACGCUGUGGGCUGCGCGUGGGACGGGUUUAGCGGCAGCCUCUUCGGGUUUGUUUCUAUUACCACCCUCACUGUGCUGGCCUAUGAACGUUAUAUCCGUGUGGUGCAUUCCAGAGUGAUCAAUUUUUCCUGGGCCUGGAGGGCCAUUACCUAUAUCUGGCUCUAUUCCUUGGCAUGGGCAGGAGCACCUCUUCUGGGCUGGAACAGAUACAUCCUAGACAUACAUGGACUGGGCUGUACAGUGGACUGGAAAUCCAAGGAUGCCAAUGACUCCUCCUUUGUGCUCUUCUUGUUUCUUGGCUGUUUUGUGGUGCCCCUGGGCAUCAUAACCCACUGCUACGGUCAUAUUCUGUAUUCUGUUCGAAUGCUACGCUGUGUUGAAGAUCUUCAGACAAUUCAAGUGAUCAAGAUUUUAAGAUAUGAAAAGAAAGUGGCCAAAAUGUGCUUUUCGAUGGUCUUUGUCUUUCUCACCUGCUGGAUGCCUUAUAUUGUGACCCGCUUCUUGGUGGUUAAUGGCUAUGGACACCUGGUCACUCCAACAGUGUCUAUUGUUUCUUAUCUCUUUGCUAAAUCGAGCACUGUGUACAAUCCAGUUAUCUAUAUCUUCAUGAUCAGAAAGUUUCGUAGGUCCCUUCUCCAGCUCCUAUGCUUCCGACUACUCAGAUGCCAGCGGCCUGCUAAAAGCCUGCCAGCAGCUGAGAGUGAGAUGCAGAUCAGGCCCAUCGUGAUGUCACAGAAAGAUGGGGACAGGCCAAAGAAAAAAGUGACCUUUAACUCCUCUUCCAUCAUUUUUAUCAUCACCAGUGAUGAGUCUCUGUCUGUUGAUGACAGUGGCAGAACCAAUGCAUCCAAGGCCAAUGUAAUCCAAGUUCGUCCUUUGUAAGAACAGGAGACGGAAUCUUG